UUUUUUUUUUUUAAAAAAAAAAAAAGAGCUUAAUUUCCUCCUUAAUUAUAAUUUUUGUGGUUUUCUCUGUACCCUCGGGCAUCCACCCAUUUAUAUCUAUUGCACUUUUCCCGCGUUAGGAAAGGUGCACUGUCAUCACGGCGCUACAAAAGAAAGUCGUUAAGUUAAUUGUCUUCCGGGGUCAUCAGAAGUCACCUCCCUGGCACUACAAUUUUAGCGUCGCGUGAUAAGUUGCCGUACUGUUUCGGAUACAGUUUGCCAUGAAAAGACAAGUGGAAAUCGAUCAAAUUCAUCCAAAAUUAUUCGCUACUAAGCGUACCAAAUGUGAAUCCACUCAAAAAGAUGUCCUCUCCACUAACAAAAAUGACCUGCCACGUAUUAGCAUGUUAUCCGUUGAAGAGGUUUUAAAAUCUCACGUAUUGUCUCUCGAUAUAGACAAUUGUGAAGCUGAAAAUGAUAAUGCUUUCAUUGUCGCUGAUCUUGGCGAGAUUUAUCGUCAGCAUCUUCGUUGGCAGACUCAUUUGCCUCGAAUUAAACCGUUUUAUGCAGUCAAGUGCAAUGCAGAUCCUAUGUUACUUAAACUAUUGAUAGCUUUAGGAACUGGAUUUGAUUGUGCUAGUAAAACCGAAAUUCAAACUUUACUUAACAUGGGAGUAGACCCGUCUAAUAUUAUUUAUGCCAAUCCAUGCAAACAAGGAUCCUUUAUACGAUUUGCCGCUGAGCAUGAUGUUAAAAUGAUGACGUUUGAUAAUGUUGAAGAACUUCACAAGAUCAAACGUUUCUUUCCUAAUGCUCAAUUAGUCAUUCGUAUUCUCACUGACGAUUCUAAAGCUGUUGUCAAGCUAAGUGCCAAAUUUGGUGCUUCUUUAGAUAACACCGGGUUUCUUUUACAAACUGCCCGCGAAUUAGGCUUAAGUGUCAUUGGCGUUAGUUUCCAUGUUGGUAGUGGUUGUUAUGAUGAAAAUGCGUAUGUUGACGCCAUUAAUAGGGCAAGAUUUGUCUUUGAUCAAGCAACAGAAUUAGGUUUCAAUUUUCAUUUACUUGAUGUUGGAGGCGGAUUUUCAUUUUCACGUAAAAACAACGAUGUUACUUUUGAAAAAAUUGCGUCUGUUCUUGGGCCUGCUAUUGACAAAUGUUUUCCUUCCGAUAACAUUCAUGUUAUUGCUGAGCCUGGACGGUAUUACGCAGCUCCAGCUUUUACCAUUGCUACACAUAUCAUUGCAAGAAGAAUAGUUCGUAGAGAUCUUGAUGAACAUAUUCCAAAUAUGGAUGUUAUUCAAGAUGAAACACUUGUGGCUGGUGACGAUCAUCCAUCAUUUAUGUAUUAUAUUAAUGAUGGUUUGUACGGCACUUUCAACUGUAUCCUUUUCGAUCAUCAAAUCGUUACUCCUAAAGUUUUAAUGAAGGAAGGAAAAUUUUUGUUUGGUGAAACUUUGGACGAACCUGAAUACAAUUGCUUCAUUUGGGGACCAACUUGCGAUUCUAUCGAUUGCAUCACCAAAAACGGAAGUCUUCCUGAAUUAUUACCUGGUGAUUGGUUAUAUUUUGAAGAAAUGGGAGCUUAUACAAUUUCAGCAUCCACAAAAUUCAAUGGGUUUAGGAAAAGCAAAAUCAUUUAUACCACCACUGACCCUCAUGUUCUUACCAUUCUCGAUGAUGCAUGACAUUUAUUAAUAAAAUGUAUACAUUCCUUAACAUUACUGGAGAUUUGGCUUAAUAUUAAAAGAUUUUUUUUUAAAAGAAAUUCGUUUUAAUUAUUGAGUUAAAACAUAUGGUACGUACAGCAUGUACAGUUACACUUUGGAACUACCAUGGUGAAAAUGGUAUGUUGAUUUAAUUCUAAAAUGAUGAAAAAAAACGAAAUACAAAGUGCAAAUUUGGAUUUGUUAAUCUUUUGGAAGUUUGCACCGUAUUUCAUUAUAUAAAUAAUGAAAUAAUGUUGAUUGGUCAACCUUAAAUAUUUGGUUUUAAAUUGGAAACAAAUAUUACAAGCGUUGCAGAUCAUUAUUUGCUAAUUCUGAUAAAAUUAUUAUACAAUUUUUUUCGGUAAAAAAGAUCAGAUUUUUGACAAUAUUUUUUUUAAAAAUUAAAAAAUUCUAAAUUUUAUUGGAAGUGUUUUUUU
Messenger RNA from Rhizophagus irregularis DAOM 181602=DAOM 197198, 2122 nucleotides. The record is from RefSeq and is a predicted model, not a curated record. Lineage: Eukaryota; Fungi; Glomeromycota; Glomeromycetes; Glomerales; Glomeraceae.